AUGGCUUCUCAGUUCAUGAAGGACAAGGAGCUACUGGAGAGGAGACAACAAAGGGCUGUGAAGGUGAAGUGGAAAGGGAAGGACCUGUUUGAUCUGGUGUGCAGGACUCUGGGACUCCGAGAAACCUGGUUCUUUGGGCUGCAAUACACCAUCAAGGACACAGUGGCCUGGCUCAAAAUGGACAAGAAGGUUCUGGAUCAUGAUGUUCCAACAGAGGAGCCUGUCACCUUCCACUUCCUGGCCAAAUUUUAUCCUGAGAAUGCAGAGGAAGAACUAGUCCAGGAAAUCACUCAGCACUUGUUUUUCCUGCAGGUGAAGAAGCAGAUUUUGGAUGAGAAGAUCUACUGUCCUCCUGAAGCUUCUGUCCUGCUGGCCUCCUAUGCCGUCCAAGCCAAGUAUGGUGAUUAUGACCCCAAUGUCCACAAACGAGGCUUCUUGGCACAAGAGGAGCUGCUUCCCAAGCGGGUGAUAAACCUGUACCAGAUGACUCCAGAGAUGUGGGAGGAAAGGAUCACAGCCUGGUAUGCAGAGCAUCGAGGCAGAGCCAGAGAUGAAGCUGAAAUGGAAUAUCUGAAGAUAGCUCAGGACUUGGAGAUGUACGGAGUCAACUACUUUACCAUUAGGAAUAAAAAGGGCACAGAACUGCUCCUUGGAGUUGAUGCCUUGGGUCUUCACAUUUAUGACCCAGACAACAGGUUGACCCCUAAAAUCUCCUUCCCGUGGAACGAGAUCCGGAAUAUCUCCUACAGUGAUAAAGAGUUUACGAUUAAGCCAUUGGACAAAAAGAUUGAUGUUUUUAAAUUCAAUUCAUCAAAGCUGCGUGUGAAUAAGCUGAUUCUUCAGCUGUGUAUUGGAAACCACGACCUCUUCAUGAGGAGGAGAAAGGCAGACUCCUUGGAGGUCCAGCAGAUGAAGGCACAGGCCAGGGAGGAGAAAGCCAGGAAGCAGAUGGAACGGCAACGCCUGGCCCGGGAGAAGCAAAUGAGAGAAGAGGCUGAGAGGACAAGAGAUGAGCUGGAGAGAAGAUUGAUGCAGUUAAAGGAAGAGGCAACGAUGGCCAACGAGGCUCUGAUGAGGUCUGAAGAGACAGCAGACUUGCUGGCUGAGAAGGCUCAGAUCACAGAGGAGGAGGCCAAGCUCCUGGCUCAGAAAGCAGCUGAGGCUGAACAGGAGAUGCAGAGGAUCAAAGCCACGGCCAUCCGGACGGAAGAGGAGAAGAGGCUGAUGGAACAGAAGGUGCUAGAGGCAGAGAUGUUGGCACUGAAAAUGGCGGAGGAGUCGGAGAGGAGGGCAAAGGAGGCUGAUCAGCUGAAGCAAGAUCUUCAGGAGGCUCGCGAGUCCGAGCGGAGAGCAAAGCAGAAGCUUCUGGAGAUCACCAGCAAGUCAUCCUACACACAGUCCAUGAACUCCAGUACAACAGCACUGCCCACAGACCUGCCGAGCUUCAACCUCAUCAGUGAGAGCCUCUCCUUUGACUUCAAAGACACGGACAUGAAGAGGCUUUCCAUGGAAAUCGAGAAAGAGAAGGUAGAGUACAUGGAGAAGAGCAAACACCUACAGGAGCAGCUGAAUGAGCUAAAGACAGAAAUUGAGGCACUGAAGCUGAAGGAGAGGGAGACAGCCCUGGAUAUACUGCACAACGAGAACGCCAGCCGAGGCAGCAGCAAGCACAACACUAUCAAAAAGGUAUCAGAGGGCUCCAGUUUGUAUCUCACCUGAUGAAAUCCUUGAAACACUGCAAGGAAAUAACCCUUCCCUUUGGCUUAGCUUUUGCACAAGUUGUUAUAAUAAAAUGGUUUGAUCUAG
Messenger RNA from Chaetura pelagica (chimney swift), 1806 nucleotides. It is a transcript of the gene NF2, whose product is annotated as neurofibromin 2 (merlin). The record is from RefSeq and is a predicted model, not a curated record. The coding region runs from base 1 to 1719 and encodes 572 amino acids. Gene Ontology annotation, molecular function: cell adhesion molecule binding; actin binding. Gene Ontology annotation, biological process: regulation of organelle assembly; positive regulation of early endosome to late endosome transport; regulation of gliogenesis. Lineage: Eukaryota; Metazoa; Chordata; Aves; Apodiformes; Apodidae. Gene Ontology annotation, cellular component: cytoskeleton; apical part of cell; filopodium. The transcript is spliced from 15 exons.